AUGCCCAUACUCCACGAUUCGAAUUCUUCGUCGGUCGGCGAGUUGGCUGAGAGUAAAACGGAGACUGAGAAGGCAAUAUGCGGCAGCCGGACACAGACGCUGUGCGAGGACGGGGCGAUCACUCCCACCAGUUGUACUCCUUCCACCCCGACCUUAGCCGAAAGUAAUACCUCAGUAGAGGAAUGCUACACGGUCACCUGGGAUGGGCCGGACGACCCCGAGAACCCCAAGAACUGGAGUACCUGGCGGAAAUGGGCGACCUCACUGAUCAUAUCUGCCUUUGCCUUCCUCUCGCCGUUGUGCUCGUCGAUAACGGCCCCGGCUCUCACCUCGAUCGGCGAAGAACUGCACAUCCCGGGCGGCGCCCAACUCCAACUUGUUCUCUCCGUCUAUCUCCUCGCCUACGCUCUCGGGCCGUUCGUUCUCUCGCCAUGCUCCGAGGUUUGGGGCCGAAUGCCUGUCAUCCGGACGGCAAACGUUGUCUUCCUUAUCUUCACCACCUUGUGUGGCUUCGCAACAUCGCAAUCCCAGAUCACAGCCUUUCGUUUUCUCGCAGGGCUCGGGGGUAGUGCUAGCGUCGGGAUGGGUGGUGGUGUGCUCACGGACUGCUGGAGGCCCGAGGAGCGCGGACGUGGCUUCGCCGUAUACCAGCUCGCGCCCGUGCUGGGACCGGCUGUGGGCCCAAUUGUUGGCGGCUAUAUAACCCAGUAUACAACUUGGCGGUGGUCCUUCUGGGUUGUCGUCAUCGUCAACGUCGUGGUCCAAAUCAUCAGCUUCUUCUUCCUCCAGGAGACCUACCCCCCGCGUCUGCUCCAACUCAAGGCCCGGGCCCUUCGUACCCGCAGCGGCAAGGCCGAGUUCCGCACCGAGUGGGAGCAAUCCGAGACGGACAGGACACUGGUCGGGCUCCUGCGCGUCGCCCUGUCGCGGCCGUGGGCCAUGCUGGGCACGCAGCCCAUUAUCCAGGUCCUGGCGCUCUAUCAAGCCUUCAACUUUGGCACCUUGUACCUGCUCAUAUCCAGCUUCCCGGCGUUGUGGGAAGGGCGGUACGGCAUGCCUCGCGGGGACGCCACUCUCAACUACAUCUCACUCGCUGUCGGCUCGCUUAUCGGCGUCUACAUCUGCGCUCCCGCUACAGAUCGCGUGUAUGCCAGGCUCAAGCGGCGUUACGGCAUCCCCGAAGAUGAGCACGGGCUGCCCGAGUUUCGCGUGCCGCUGAUGGUGCCAGCAUCCAUCAUCACCCCGUGCGGCAUCUUUCUUUAUGGGUGGGCAGCCGAGGCCAAGCUACACUUCCUGGUGGCUAAUAUUGGAGCGACAAUCUUUGCUGGCAGCUCUAUGAUUACAUUCCAGUGCACGUCGUCGUAUAUUGCCGAUGCGUACAACCUCCACUCGGCGUCGGCGUCAGCUGCAUGCUCCUUCCUCCGCUCUGUGCUCGGCUUCGUGUUCCCGCUGUUCGUACCGGCUCUUUUCGGCAGCUUAGGCUAUGGUUUGGGCGGCAGCUUGCUGGGCCUUAUCGCCAUUGUCAUCGGCAUCCCGGGACCGUGGGUCAUCUGGUUUUUUGGGCAGAGGCUGAGGGGCGCCAGCAGGUUUGCUAAAAAGUCGCUGCCAACGGGGAAGGUAUAG
Messenger RNA from Canariomyces notabilis, 1623 nucleotides. Its product is annotated as major facilitator superfamily transporter. Gene Ontology annotation, biological process: transmembrane transport. The record is from RefSeq and is a predicted model, not a curated record. Bases 1 to 1623 code for a protein of 540 amino acids. Gene Ontology annotation, molecular function: transmembrane transporter activity. The transcript has 6 exons. NCBI's taxonomy places the organism in Eukaryota, Fungi, Ascomycota, Sordariomycetes, Sordariales, Chaetomiaceae.